Cygnus olor (mute swan) is the source of this 1192-nucleotide messenger RNA. RefSeq names its product translation initiation factor IF-2-like. NCBI's taxonomy places the organism in Eukaryota, Metazoa, Chordata, Aves, Anseriformes, Anatidae. The record is from RefSeq and is a predicted model, not a curated record. The transcript is spliced from 3 exons. The coding region runs from base 1 to 765 and encodes 254 amino acids.
AUGCAAACGGCACUUUAUAUACUGAUCCCGCGGCGUUUUUACGGCCGGGUUUACAAGCGGCGGGCGCUGAGGGGCCGGGGCCGGCGCUGGGCAGCCCGGGCUCGCUCCCCACCUUCCUCCCGUUGCAAACAGGUGUUUCCGCGCCCUCCGACACCGUAUCCGUGGCAGCAGCUGCCGGGAGCGCUGCAGACAGACGGAGGCAGGCACGGGGAGACGUGCGGGCCCCGCCAGGGGAGGGGAAAACGCCAGCCCGGCCGGGCAGCGCCCGAGCCUCGCCUCGGUGAGGAGCCGCAGUCGGAGCCGCCCCGCCACCGCCCGGCCCCGCCAGGCGGCGCUGCCGCUGCUCGCCGCGCUGCCGCUGCCCCGCCGGGGCCGGGCGCUGAGGGCAGCAGGGGAUCGGCAUCGCCCCGUGCCACGCCAGGGGAGGGAAAGAACCACGGGCAAGCCCCCCCCCAAAAAAACAGCCCGCAAACGCAGCAGCUCGCUUUGCUACUGGGGACGCCUCGGGCUGCAGCCUCGGUGGAUCCUCGAGGGGGGCAACAGUGGGCAGGGCUGAAGUAUCGGACCCCCCCUCAGAGGGUCUCGGCCUCCUUAAGGGGCCUCACACCUCAGCGUGUUUCCCGUCGGCGAGUCUGUCCCCUCACGGAUCUCCCCCUUCGGCAGGCCUGGGCAACACUCUGUUGUGAAGACAUGAAGAAAAUUGUGAUAUUACGACAUGGAGUAUCCACACGUGCAUCUGCAGCGGGUGAGGGAUCUGGUUUUUAAAUGCGAGAUGGGGGUGUUUUUUCCUGUCAGAGCUGCGGCUGUAAAAGGGGUGUAGUUGAUGCAGAACUUGACACAUGAAGCCUAAAGCCAUGGGUAUUUUUAAAACGUAGUCUGUUCCUGAGGUAGUAAAAUCUGUGCAAGUGUGUUUGCUGGCUAUUUGUCAUGUAUGGUUACGUGGGGAUACCACUGUCUGUGGAGUUCAGGCAUCCCACAGCAAAGAUGGUGUUUUUAUGUCUGUGUUAUUUAUAUGAAGAUUCAGGUAUGGUUGGGUAACUGAAGGAAAUGAACUCUGUCUGCUGAAAAUGAGAGAAGCCCAAGAAGGGGAGGGGAGGAGGAACACCCCGAAUCUGAAUAACUGCUAAGGUCAUAAUCCUGUUAAUGCUGUGAAUUUAAUGCAUGAAAUUCAUAUAAUGUGAAUGAUCCCAGU